CCAGUAGUGACGUCACAUCUGAUGGCGCUAUCGUGUAAGCGGGUGGAGUCACACGCAAGCAAAGGGGAGCGAUUGCCAAAUGAAUGAGGACCGGCCCGCCGCAAAGAGGGUCCAUUCGUCAGCGACGCUGUGACACCAUGCAUCACCUGAUGACCACGGCGGCCGCCAGGCUGCGACCUCUGACCGCUGUGGUGUCUGUCAGGACGCACUGUGGGUCCAGAACCUGGCCCGUCCAGCCGCACCGCAGGAUGCUUCAGUCAUCGAGCCGCCACAAGUCAUCCGUGGCGGCGGAACCGUUUCUUCACGGCGGCGGCAACUACAUGGAGGAGAUGUACCGGACCUGGCUGGAUGAUCCCAGCAGCGUUCACAAGUCCUGGGAUGUUUUUUUUCGUAACGCCGAAACCGGCGCUGCGCCUUGCUCCGCCUACCGCAGCCCAUCACCUCUGCAGGGGACACUUCCAGGCCAGGCCACCGUGGCGGCGCCACUGAGCAUCGGCGACCCACAUUUGGAGAAGCUGGUGGGCGAUCACCUGGCGGUCCACACGCUCAUUCGAGCGUACCAGGUGCGAGGACAUCACAUCGCCAAGCUGGACCCUCUGGACAUCAGCUGUGUGGACCUGGAUGAUGCCCCCUGCAGCAUCGGCUCACACGAUCUUGGUUCCUAUGGUCUGAACGAGUCUGAUUUGGACAAAGUGUUCCGUCUUCCGAAGACCACGUUCAUUGGUGGAAGUGAGGACUCGCUGACGCUACGGGAGAUCAUGCGCCGCCUGGAGGCGGCAUACUGCCAGCACAUCGGUGUGGAGUUCAUGUUCAUCAACGACGUUCAGCAGUGCCAGUGGAUCCGACACAAGUUUGAGAGCCCGGGUAUCCUGCACUUCAGCGCGGAGGAAAAGCGGACCCUGCUGGCCAGGAUGGUCCAGUCCACCAGGUUUGAGGAGUUCCUGCAGAGGAAGUGGUCUUCAGAGAAACGUUUUGGCCUGGAAGGAUGCGAGUCCCUCAUCCCGGCCCUCAAGACCAUCAUAGACCAGUCCAGCAGCAGCGGCGUGGAGAGCGUCAUCAUGGGGAUGCCGCACAGAGGGAGACUCAAUGUUCUGGCCAACGUGAUCCGCAAAGAACUGGACCAGAUCUUCUGCCAGUUUGAUCCGAAGCUGGAGGCAGCCGACGAGGGUUCUGGUGACGUCAAGUACCACCUGGGCAUGUUCCACAAGAGGAUGAACCGCCUCAGCGACAAGAUGGUCACGCUGUCACUCAUGGCUAACCCCUCCCACCUGGAGGCCGUGGACCCCGUGGUGCAGGGGAAGACCAAAGCUGAGCAGUUCUACAGCGGAGACUCAGAGGGCAAGAAGGUCAUGUCCAUCCUGAUUCACGGUGACGCCGCCUUCGCCGGGCAGGGCGUUGUCUACGAGACCUUCCAUCUCUCGGACCUGCCCUCCUACACCACGCACGGCACCGUGCACGUUGUGGUCAACAACCAGAUCGGCUUCACUACAGAUCCAAGGAUGGCUCGCUCGUCCGCAUAUCCCACCGACGUGGCUCGUGUGGUCAACGCUCCCAUCUUCCACGUCAACGCCGACGACCCCGAGGCGGUGACGUACGUGUGCAAGGUGGCGUCGGAAUGGAGGAACACCUUCCACAAAGACGUGGUGGUGGACCUGGUGUGCUACAGACGCAACGGCCACAACGAGAUGGACGAGCCCAUGUUCACGCAGCCGCUCAUGUACAAGCGCAUCAAGAAGCAGAAGGGCGUCUUGCUGACGUAUGCGGAGAAGCUCAUGGGCGAGGGCGUGGUCACCAUGCAGGAGUACCAGGAGGAAGUGGCCAAGUAUGACAAGAUCUGCGAGGACGCUUAUGCUCGCUCCAAAGAUGAGAAGAUCCUGCACAUCAAACACUGGCUGGACUCUCCUUGGCCUGGUUUCUUCACAGCAGACGGCCGUCCUAAAACCAUGACCUGUGAUUCCACGGGCCUGAGUGAAGAGCAGCUGGUCCAUAUUGGACGGGUGGCAGCCUCCGUCCCCGUGGAAGGCUUCACCGUCCACACGGGGCUGAGUCGCGUCCUGAAGGCACGGGCGGACAUGUUGAGGCAGCGAGCAUGUGACUGGGCGUUGGGUGAAUACAUGGCGUUGGGCUCGCUGCUCCAACAAGGCGUCCACGUCCGUCUCAGCGGCCAGGACGUGGAGCGAGGCACCUUCAGCCAUCGCCAUCACGUCCUUCACGACCAAAAUGCGGACAAGAAGACGUGCGUCCCCAUGAACCACAUCUCCCCCGACCAAGCCACCUACACCGUCUGCAACAGCUCGCUGUCCGAGUACGGCGUCCUGGGCUUCGAGUUAGGCUUCGCCAUGGCCAAUCCCAACGCACUGGUUCUGUGGGAGGCCCAGUUUGGAGACUUCCAUAACACGGCUCAGUGCAUCAUCGACCAGUUCAUCAGCUCGGGUCAGGCCAAGUGGUUCCGACAGAACGGCAUUGUGUUGCUGCUGCCGCAUGGCAUGGAGGGGAUGGGUCCAGAACAUUCGUCCGCCCGCCCUGAAAGAUUCCUGCAGAUGUGCAAUGACGACCAAGACGUGUUCCCGAACGAGCGUGAGGACUUCGCCGUGCGGCAGCUGUACCGCUGCAACUGGAUGGUGGUCAACUGCUCCACCCCUGCAAACUACUUCCAUGCUCUCCGCCGCCAGAUCCUGCUGCCCUUCAGGAAGCCGCUGAUCGUGUUCACACCCAAGUCGCUGCUGCGCCACCCUGACGCCAGGUCCAAUUUGGACCACAUGCUACCAGGCACACACUUCAGGCGUGUGAUCCCAGACGAGGGUCCGCCGGCCACCCAGCCCCCCAACGUGAAGAGACUCAUCUUCUGCAGUGGAAAGAUCUACUACGAUCUGGAACGCGAGCGCAAGAACCGAGGCAUGGACGCCGCUGUGGCACUGGUCCGCGUGGAGCAGCUGUCGCCGUUCCCCUUCGACCUGGUGAAGGCGGAAACGGAGCGCUACGCCAACGCAGACGUGGUUUGGUGUCAGGAAGAGCACAAGAAUCAGGGUUACUAUGACUACAUCAAGCCCCGCCUCCAGACCACUGUCGGCCACACCCGCCCGGUCUGGUACGCCGGCCGCGACCCCGCCGCCGCUCCAGCCACAGGAAACAAACACACACACCUGACGGAGCUGCAGCGUCUACUCAACACGGCCUUUGACCUGGACUUGGCGAGAAACAACCCGAACAAGCUGUAAAGACUCCUAAAUGACCUCUAGCGACCUCAGGGCCAUCAGGGACCAGACUGAUGUCCUCCAAGGCAGCGUGGCUGUCAUCCUGUGAAUGUGAACUGAAGUGGGAGUAAAGAGCGUUACCGUGGAAACCUCAGGGAGAACAUAAACAAAUGUACCUUGUGUGAUAACUCAACCAUUACUGUCCGAGCAAAGUCCAAGUCAUGACUAGUACGAGCUGCGUCUUAUUGUUGUGAUGACCUCCACCUACAAUGCUGACUUGGCGUCAGCCAGUUCAAAGGUCAACCAGUGAAAAGGUGCGGUGCUCGUCAUAAAUAAAGGACAAUCUAAAUUUACUGUCAUCAUCAAAUAAACACCAACCUCACCUUUCACCUCCGGCGGAAUGGACGUGUCAUCCACACCGUUUGGUGUUGAAGAAUAGGGACGUGAUGUAGUUUAGCCUUGAGACACCAGAGGGCAGCAUCGAGCCAGACCACGCAAGCAGCAGCUAGAUUGGGAAUGUAAUCCAAUUGUAAAGUAUAUGCUUAUUUGAUAAUGAUGAUCAACAUUAGAUAUGAUCUGUCCAGACAAAAAUAUCCUAGCGUACCUGAACGCCUCUGUAGUAUACAUAGUAUAUAUUACACAGGCCGACCGGGUGUAUUCUGUAUUAUGCUUAUUGUCAGAGGAGUAUUUUAAUAUAAAUAUUAACCAGGUUUCUUUCGUUACACCGAUACUAACAUUUUUUGUCUUGUUGUGUUCUUUCACUCCCUCCUAUGCUCCCUUCCCAACCUCCUCGCUCCCGUUCUCCUUCCUUUUGCUCCCUUACUCCCCUCCC
Molecule: messenger RNA, 4026 nt
Organism: Doryrhamphus excisus (bluestripe pipefish)
Lineage: Eukaryota; Metazoa; Chordata; Actinopteri; Syngnathiformes; Syngnathidae
Source: RefSeq, a predicted model, not a curated record